Molecule: messenger RNA, 1982 nt
Organism: Habropoda laboriosa
Lineage: Eukaryota; Metazoa; Arthropoda; Insecta; Hymenoptera; Apidae
Gene: Srp72
Product: signal recognition particle subunit SRP72
Exons: 8
Coding region: 1-1971 (656 amino acids)
Biological process (GO): SRP-dependent cotranslational protein targeting to membrane
Cellular component (GO): signal recognition particle, endoplasmic reticulum targeting
Molecular function (GO): protein binding; ribosome binding; 7S RNA binding
Source: RefSeq, a predicted model, not a curated record
AUGGCUUCGAAGGAGAUCAACCUUUCUGUGUUAUACGCAGAAUUAAAUAAAUUGGGCCAAAAUGGAGAGUACGAAAGGGCUAUAAAAGUUGCUAAUAAAAUUUUAGGUACUUCCCAGGAUGAGGAAGCUGCCUUCCAUUGCAAAGUUAUUUGCUCCAUUCAAUUAUCCAAAUUCAGUGAUGCACUUCAGUUUAUUUCUAAGAACCCAAGAUUGGCAGGCAAUUUAGAUUUUGAAAAAGCAUAUUGUUUAUAUCGAUUGAAUCAAGUGCCAGAAGCUUUGAAGGUAGUGGAUAAUGUCCCUAAUCCAUCACUGAAACUGAAGGAACUCAAAGCUCAAAUAUUGUAUAGGCUUGAGAAGUAUGAAGACUGUUUCUCUGUGUAUAGAGACAUUAUAAAAAAUUCUCAUGAUGAGUAUGAAGAUGAAAGAGAAGCUAAUCUUGCAGCAGUGAUUGUAAACUUAACAAUUGAGGGUUCUAAUUUGGAGGUUCCUGUAUUACGUGAAGAUACAUAUGAACUGACAUAUAAUGCAGCUUGUCAGUUAAUUGCACAAGGUAGCAAAGGAGACAAAGCUACUUUAUGUGAUGCAGAGAAGAAGCUUAGGGCAGCUGAGAAAAUAUGUAAAGAAGGUCUAGAGGAGGAUGGAAAUACUGAAGAAGAGAUAGAAGAUGAAUUGGGAAUUAUUAGAGUUCAACUUGGAUGCUGUCUUCAGCUUCAGGGUCGUGAAAAGGAAGCUCAAACAUUAUAUACUUCUGCUUUGAAAGCAAAACCAGAUGAUAUAGCUUUGGUAGCAGUUGCAAGCAAUAACCUUGUGUGCCUCAAUAAAGAUCAAAAUGUAUUUGAUAGUAAGAAGAGAAUGAAAAGUGCUACUCAUGAUAGUUUAGAGCAUAAAUUAACAUCAAGGCAAAAAAGAAAUAUUGCAUACAAUCAGUGCUUACUGGCUUUAUACACUGAUCAGGCAGAACAGUGUCAACAACUUUGCAAUAAACUUGCUAAGGAUUAUCCUAUACUGGCCGCGGACGCAAUGUUCAUUAAAGCGGUGCAACUUGCUAAAGACGGUAAAGCAAAAGAAGCAGCAAAACUAUUAACACAGUAUGCAGUUGAAGAGAAAGAAUUACCAAUGAAGUUAGUUUGCGUACAACUUUUGUUGAGCCAAGACGAGAGACAAGAGGCAAUUGAUAUUCUCGAAAAUCUAAAUGAAAGAGAUAAAUCAUUACCUGGCAUAGUCAGCGCACUCGUAACUCUUCACAUGGCUGACAAUAAUCGUGAAAAAGCAUCAGCUGCUUUAAAAACUGCAGUGAACUACUACAAAAAGAAUAAAGAAGCCACUGAUAAUUUAGGAGAAUUAUGGCGGCAGGCUGCCGAUUUCUAUCUUCGCGGCGGUGAAGUUAAAGUAGCGGCUGACAUUUUACAAGAAAUGGUAGACGCUUCACCUUCUGAUACUAAGACGUUGGCACAAUUAGUAGUGGCCUACGUACAGUUUUGCCCUGAGAAGGCACAACUUCUAUCUAAACGUUUACCACCUCUACAUGAUCUCUCUGAAAAAACCGACGUCGAUGCCUUGGAAAGCAGUAACUGGGUUAUUGGUACUAAGGUGAUCAAGAAGAAAGUAGAACCAUCUCCUGGCAAACCUGCUGCUGAUAUAACGGAAAAGAAACGUAAGAAGCGCAAGCGCAAAGGAAAAUUGCCUAAAAAUUAUGAUCCAAAUGUUGCACCGGAUCCUGAAAGAUGGUUACCUAGACACGAACGUAGUGGAUUUAGGAAAAAGCGCGACAGAAGAAAUCGGGAUGUCACGAUGAAGGGUACUCAAGGUGCUGCAACGGGGGCUAGUGAUAUGUACGAUAUUACUAAAAUGCCUACGAACACAAAACCUUCACCUAAUCCGCGACAUAGCCCGGCGGUAGAAACUUCCGGCCCACGGCAACAACAACGUAAAGUUCAGCAGAAAAAGAAAAAGAAGGGAGGAAAAUGGUAAUAAGAAUCAGU